GGACUAUGUCUGCAAAUACUUGAACUUGAAAGUGGAAAGUGUAGUUUUACCGAUUUCUUUAGGAAGUAAUCUACGUCUACCACGGACGCUAAUUUGAAGAGGGGAAGGUUAAGUGUGCAACACCGUUGUCAUGGUAAUAUUGGGUACUCACAGACGCUCUGAAUUUCCAUCAGCGAAAAAAAUCGGUUGUCUAGGCAUGUAAUUACCUUUGCGCAAAAAAAUAUUGCAACUAAUAUAGAAAUAUCAUAUUCAAUUUCACUUCAAGUUUGUUUCGCGUCAAGUUUGUUGAUUUUAUGAAGUAACGUUAGGCUAUGGACUCGGAGUAUUUGAAAAGGCGUCUGGGAAAAUGUCUGGCCGAGGGUCUGGCAGAAGUUGCAGAGCAAAGACCUUUGGACCCAAUUGAAUUUCUAGCACAGUGGAUUUACAAGUACAAAGAAAAUCUCGAUUACCAAGAGAAAAGAAACGUCUACCUGAAGGAACUGGAGAAGGAGCAAGCCAUAGCGAGGGACGAGGCCUUGCAGCAGAAACUGCUGAUGGAGGAGGAGGAGAGGAUCAGAGUGGCACGAGAGGAGGAGAAAGGAGGUUCUACACCUCCGUCAACGCCACCACAAGACCGACCAAAGAAGACCAACCUGCAAAAACUGGAGGCAGUAAAGGAGGAUGAGGAUGGGCUACAAACGGAUGAAACCGUCGCAGUUGGAGCUCCAGAUGGCGCUGAGGGUGAACAGCAGCGAGAUCCGGAGGCUGGUUUGGACGCCCAGAUGACUGGAGAGGGGCAACUAUCUCAGCCUGAGGGGGAAGAGGCCGGAGACCCCCAGACACACCCAGAGUCUCUGGAGCCAUCGCAACAGCAGUCAGUGGAGGAGGUGACUCAGCCAGAACCCAGCCAGUAUGCUGCGGAACCAGCAAAAGCAGAACCGGAACCAGAACCAUCUGAGGAACCAGGAAAUGCAGAACCGGCAUCUGAAAGACCAGCGGGUCACGUUAAAGAACAACACGAGAUGGACCAACACACAGAGGUCUUAGGAGACAAAGAGAAGGAAGGAGGUUGUGAUGUCUGAAGCCUAGUAUGUUGGGAUUACCCUUAAAAGAGAGAUUUUGGUUCAUCACGCUUACAACCAUCAAACCCCAUUAAACUUAUUAGAGGUUUGA
Clupea harengus (Atlantic herring) is the source of this 1152-nucleotide messenger RNA. It is a transcript of the gene dydc2, whose product is annotated as DPY30 domain containing 2. Bases 312 to 1061 code for a protein of 249 amino acids. The transcript has 6 exons. NCBI's taxonomy places the organism in Eukaryota, Metazoa, Chordata, Actinopteri, Clupeiformes, Clupeidae. The record is from RefSeq and is a predicted model, not a curated record.